ACGUGACCCAGGCCCCGCCCCCUUGGCGGGAGGGGGCGGAGCCUCCGCUCCGUGCGUGGGCAGCGCGCCCCUCCCCGCCGCGCAUGGGCACGAGCACGAGCGGCGGUGUGCGUGAGUGCGUGUGUGCGGCGCGGGUGCGGAGCGGAGCGGUGAGGUGAGGUGGAAGCCGGGUUUUCGGAGAGGAGCGUUACGUCUGAGGCUGGCCAAAUGCCGGCUCCUUCCCUGCAGCCUGCUCGCCUCUGUAAGUAACCUUCGCUGGGAGCUGCUGUUACUUUAAAUAAGAACUCUCGGUGCCUCAUGCUGUAAGGUGAGAAAUUCUUCUGGAAGAGGACGGCGGUGACACUUGGAACUCGCUGGGAGUGCUGGCAGCUUGGCAGGGAGCACGAAACAGGCUGAAACGGAGCAAACGCCCGCGGGGGCUGUCAGGCUGGAGUUCUGCGGAGGAAAAGUGCCACUGGAAACAGUAACAAAGCCCAGGGAGUAAGAAGAGCUGGACUGUGUCAGCCCUGAAAGCCAAUCCGCCUCACCUCUCCUCUCUGCUUCCUUCAGGCUUCUGUUUUAUUCAGGGAUCUUUGCUUCGUCGGUUUUUCUCUCUGCCUCGCGUGCUCCAUCGCCGCGGUUGUGCUGCUGGAAGAAGACCCGGAGAAAGAUGCGCUGAAGCCUCACGCAUCGUAGAGGAGAAGCUUGGAACCUGUGUGCCUCCCAGUGCUGGAGGGGAGGAGAGCUAGGAACAAUUUGCUGUAGCUCCCAGUUCCCGCUGCGUUCUCUGCUAGCUCAGCUGUUGGUGUCCCCCGUUCCUGGACUUUGCUUGAUGGGGAUCUCUGCUGCGGGAGCAGUCUCUGCACUCGAAGGCAGGAGAGCAGGGGUUGGAGAGGUGGCCUCUAGAUGCUGGAAAGGCCAUUGGUGUAAGCUCCUGGCAGAAGAUCUCUUCUGGAACAGCUGCUGGCUGUAGGCCCACCGAGCUGAGGUUCAGGGUAGCCUCUCUGCAGCAUGUCUUCCAAGGCAGAGCAGAAGGAGACCCACCAGGCCAAUGGGGCUGUGCUGCCCGCCGUGCCCAUGGACUGCCUUGCCGGUCCAGACCGGGGGCAGCUGGUGGAGCCCUCCAAUUUCCUGGGACCUGACGGCGUCGGGGUGGAAGUGGUGGUGCUGGAGUCCCGUGCCAAUGCUAAAGGUGUGCGAGAAGAAGACGCCCUGCUGGAAAACGGCAGCCAGAGCAAUGAAAGCGAUGACACCAGCACAGACAGAGGCCCUGAGCCAGCCUCACCGCUCAAGGAGACCUCCUUUUCCAUCGGGCUGCAAGUCCUCUUUCCCUUCCUCCUGGCAGGCUUUGGGACAGUUGCUGCUGGAAUGGUGCUGGACAUCGUGCAGCACUGGGAUGUCUUCAAAUAUGUGACCGAGGUCUUCAUCUUGGUGCCUGCACUACUGGGUCUGAAGGGGAACCUGGAGAUGACGCUGGCAUCUCGCCUGUCCACAGCUGCUAAUAUUGGCCAAAUGGAUACACCCAAAGAGCUCUGGAAGAUGAUAACAGGGAACAUGGCUCUGAUACAGGUUCAGGCUACCGUGGUUGGCUUCCUGGCCUCGAUCGCAGCAGUGAUAUUUGGAUGGAUUCCAGAUGGGCACUUCAGCCUUGACCAUGCUGUCCUGCUCUGUGCCAGCAGUGUAGCUACUGCUUUCAUUGCUUCCCUUGUUCUGGGCAUGAUCAUGAUUGGAGUCAUCAUUGGAUCCAGGAAGAUGGGGAUCAAUCCUGAUAACGUAGCCACGCCAAUUGCUGCCAGCCUGGGAGAUCUCAUCACCCUGGCUCUGCUUUCAGGAAUCAGCUGGGGCUUGUACAAAGAGCUGGAGAGCAAAGCAUACGUGAAUCCCUUGGUGUGCGCCUUCUUCAUAGCUCUGCUGCCCAUCUGGAUCAUCAUUGCCAAGAAGAAUGCAGCCACUCGGGAGGUGCUGUACUCUGGCUGGGAGCCAGUCAUUAUUGCAAUGGCAAUUAGCAGCGUUGGGGGUUUAAUAUUGGACAGAACAGUCUCAGAUCCGAACUUUGCUGGGAUGGCUGUCUUCACACCGGUUAUCAACGGUGUGGGUGGCAACCUGGUGGCAGUGCAGGCGAGUCGCAUCUCCACUUACCUGCACAUGAGUGGGAUGCCUGGGGAGAGCUCUGAAACAGCCCCUCGCAAGUGCCCCAGCCCGUGCAGCACUUUCUUCAGCUCAGAUGUGAAUUCCCGCUCUGCCCGUGUGCUCUUUCUUCUGGUCGUGCCUGGACACUUGGUUUUCCUUUACACCAUCAGCUCCAUGCAAGGUGGACACACUACACUCACCCCGAUUUUCAUUGUUUUCUACAUGACAGCUGCACUUCUCCAGGUUCUCAUUCUGCUGUACAUUGCUGACUGGAUGGUGCACUGGAUGUGGGGCAGGGACCUCGAUCCUGACAACUUCUCCAUCCCCUACUUGACAGCGCUGGGCGACCUGAUCGGAACAGGUCUCCUUGCUCUCAGCUUUCAUGUCCUCUGGCUUAUCGGUGACCGGGACUCCGAUGUGGGGGACUAGCUCUCCUUGCCACCCCUCCCCUCCUCUCAGCUCUCCUCCGUUCAUUUUUGUCAUGGUUGUUUUUCUUCCACCCUUGCUCUUCUCUGCUUCCUCCCCUCCCCCCCCCGUCUCUCACGAGACUUCAUUCUUUGAUACAGGAUUCUCAUUAUUUUCAAUGGGAAUUUUAUGUGGUUUAUAUUUCAAGCCAAGUUUGUACAGAAAAUAAAUCUAGUUUUAGGAAGGAGGCGAAAGUGUAAUGAGACAAUCACCAAGUGCAAUUUCCUAGCAGUUGUCUGACCCCGUGUUCCAGGGGAGCUGCCCAUCGGUCCGAUGGAGCGCGCAGGAAGCCCGCCUGGCCCGGCCAUUGGAGGUGAAGGGCUGCUUUGUUCGCUUCAUAAGCGUUUUAAAUACUGCAGAUGAGGUUCAGAUGUACGUUGCGAAGCAGGCACCUUCUGGCAGAGUACGGCCUUGUGGAUGAGGGCACGGGGAUCUCCUGUUUUCUCUAUCCUGUGACCUUCCUCCCUCGUGUUUUCUCCCUCAGUCCCUCCCCUGUGCCUCGCACCCGAAGCAUGCAAGUCUCUGCUCGAGUGCUUAUCCAGCUGUGUGCAUGAAGGCCUGCUUUCAGCUGCCGUGUGCGUGCCGGUGAUGGGCCCGCUGCAGCUGGGAAGGGGCUGCUCGGCACCUUCCCCUUGCUGAGCCUGAAGCAUUUCAAACUCAGGAGCGUUACGCUGCUGCUGUCUCCUCGGAGAUGCCAUCUGUGUUCAGCCGUUGGCUUUCUCUGUGUGCAUAGGAGGCAGCUGGGGAGCAGGUCGGCGGAGCAGCCUGACUUGUUGCAGCCCUGGGCUGUCAGUGCAGCGCUCCAUGCUCCUCAGCAGAGCACCCUGCUUGCCUUCAGCUGCACGUGGAGCCUGGGGUCGGUGAGGGCCCAGCACGCCAGCCGGGGCUGAGCACUGUGAGCCUUGUUUCCCUCCUGCUUUUUGUGCUGCCCAGCUGGGAGGUGGCUGGGAAGCCCUCCCUUCCUCUGCCUGGGAGGAUUCUCAUGCAGACUGCAGCAGCGUAGCGACAGCAAACCCGUUCUGGCUGCGUGGCUGAGGCAUUUGUAAAUCAUCUUCCUGAGUGCUGUUGGCACUCGGUGCUUUUUACUUUUCCCAUCUGGGUACAAAUCGAUUCAGUGAGCUGAGCACAGUUUAUUGAAGCGGGUUCUUAUUGACUUGGAAGCAUCACUCAGCUGCAUCAAGUUCAAGUGAUGUGGUCAAUCCGACAGCGCUGUUAAGCAGGCUCUGAUGCAUGAACAUAAACUGAAUGCAUGUGAGCAUGGGAGAGAGCUCCUAACAGCAGUAGGGAUGGAGAAAUCAGUGUCCCAUGGGACCCAGCUGUGCUGCAGUGCCCAAAGCACUGGGAGAUGCUGCUCCCAAGCAUUUGAGGAGAUGCCCACAGUACCCAGGAGUUCAUGCUGCAGCCUGGAGCACUGCAGCCCUGCUCCUGCUGUGCUGCUGCUUGUCCUGGGUGCCUGCAGCUCCAGGGCAUCACCCGAGAGCUGCAGGAUUUGGGGCUCCCUGCAGGCUGCUGCUUUUCUUUUCCUGCCUUGAUGGGCUUCAGUUCCUCCCUUAGCUUAACUUCAGCAUUUCUGGCACGAAGAGGCAGCGCUCCCCUCCUCUCCUUGCUGAUGUGAGGAGGUUUCCCUUCCCCCCUCCAUCUGUGCCGUGUCUUUAGUGGCAGUAGCUCUGCCCCUCCUCCCCUUCCCCGUAGUGACUUGGCUGCUCGCAGGUCCCAUUCAAAACCACGAGGAAAAAAACCAAACCAACAGAAGAGCCAACCAAACUCCAAUCAAACUCCCACCCCAAAGCGCAAAGUCUGAGCCCAGGGGCUCAGCAUCCUCUGCUGUCACCUCCUUUCUCUGCCUGCUGCUGAGGGGCGGCUGCGAGACUUCCUUCCACUGACACACGGUUGUGUAUGGCCGCAAUGUGGUGUGAUAUCGGCCUUUAGUUCCCCAGGACAGAGCUGGUGCUGGGGCAGGAUCUGUGCUCGUGGUCUCCCGUGGGUGCAGAGGCGCUGUGGGGUGCGUGGGGUGGGGACAAAUCUCGUCGUGCAUUUCAGAACGUGGCCGGCCAAAAGCUUCUCCCACCACGUGCACUCGGUUGCAUGGCCCACCCUCCAGCUGGCUGCCAAUGAGAAAUACCGGUUUACUCUUUUUAUUAAAGGAAAAAAAAAAAAAAAAAAGACUGUCUUAAUUAUUUAUA
Molecule: messenger RNA, 4757 nt
Organism: Numida meleagris (helmeted guineafowl)
Lineage: Eukaryota; Metazoa; Chordata; Aves; Galliformes; Numididae
Gene: SLC41A1
Product: solute carrier family 41 member 1
Exons: 11
Coding region: 991-2538 (515 amino acids)
Biological process (GO): monoatomic cation transport
Cellular component (GO): plasma membrane
Molecular function (GO): monoatomic cation transmembrane transporter activity
Source: RefSeq, a predicted model, not a curated record